AAAAUGCUGCUCCCAGCGAGCGUUCUGAUUGGCCUACUGUGCCUGAGCAAUGUGGGCGGUGCGUGGGGUUUCGCCCGUCUGCAGGAUGACGUGGAGCUACGCUCGGCUUUCUCGGUUGCACGCACCAACAGCAUGGAGGGCGGGCCCAAGAUGACCGUGACCUUUGACGCAAUUUAUGUCAACAUUGGUGGAGAUUUUGAUCCCAAGACUGGCUUGUUUCGCUGUCGCAUCACCGGGGCCUACUUCUUCUCCUUCACAGUGGGGAAGUUCCCACACAAAGACCUGUCAGUGAUGCUGAUGAAGAACAGGAAUGAGGUGCAGGCCAUCGUGUACGAGGAGAACGCCGGCGAGGAGAGGAAGGUGCAGAGUCAGAGCGUCAUGCUGCAGCUGGAGUUUGGUGACACCGUCUGGCUCCGUCUCCAUGGUGACCCUCGCUAUGCGCUCUACAGCAACACGGGACACUACACCACCUUCAACGGUUACCUCAUCUACCCCGACACCUACGACUUCCAGACACACCACCACCAUUCUAACUCCAACUCCCAGCAGCCCCAGGAGGAGAACAAGCCCCUGUUGAACAGCAACCAGGCCACCGAGAACAUCAGGUCUGAAACAACAGACGCACCGGUGGUGGUGGUGGUUGUGGAGGAGAAGGAGCAGCAACAUCAGGAGGUAGAAGAGGAAGAGUAUGACGAGGACGAGGACGACCAGAGAUCUGCCUUCUCGGUAGGGCGCACCCAAAGCAUCGUGGGAGUCAACCAAGUGGGCCUGCCGCAGCACCAGCCGGUCAGCUUCGACACGGCGUUCGUCAACAUCGGGGAAGACUUUAACGUGACAGAGGGGGUGUUCACUUGUCGCGUUCCUGGAGCCUACUACUUCUCCUUCAACGUGGGCAAGAUGCCGCAGAAGACGCUGUCCGUCAAGCUGAUGAAGAACCACCUGGAGGUGCAGGCGAUGAUCUAUGACGACAGCCAGGGCGAGAAGGCUCUGCAGAGUCAGAGUUUGAUGCUGUCGCUGAAACCGGGAGAAAUCGUCUGGCUCUACUCCCACCAGAAAGAUGGCUUUGGAGCCUACAGCAACCACGCCAAGUACAUCACCUUCACUGGCUUCCUGGUAUAUCCCGACUUACCCAACACUACAACCACCACCGGAGGCAGCCAAUCAUAUGCAGACAAGAAGCCCUAGCCACAGCAUACAGGCUUGGGACUGAACAUUGUGGGGGGAAUUCAGUAAGUGGAGAAGUCCGAGUCCACAAAAGGCAUUGGGCAGUUUGUGGGUAGCGUGCCGAGUGGAGGAAACUCACCGUUGUCUUUGACGUUUCCUCUUACUAGGAAUUUCUUCACAAAAUCACGGGGACCUUUGACUGAGUGCAAUGCUUAAAAGAAAAUCUCUUCAAAUUCCAGCUUUUAGCGUCCCAGGAUAAGACUUCAUCAUAUUCAAACGUGAAACUUCGAAUGAGAACUCAAAUUCAAUAUUGCACUCUAUAAUGAAAACUGCAGCAUUACCUGUUCACCGCCGUGUCAGCCAAACCACCACAGGGACAUAGAUGUUGUACUUCCAUGACAUUGCAAUUCAACAACGCUAAAACUACCCUCUGUUAGUUAUUCUGUUAGUUGUAUAUAAUCAAUCCAGAAGGGCACUCUUGGAGCGCAGAAUUCGACCAAGGGAGUUUUCAUAAGUGACAAAUAAUGCGUAUCUACACCCUUGGAUUUGGAUACCCUCCAAAAUUGAAUAUUUUCUUCCUUGUCCAAUGCUGCACCCUUCCACAAAGUUUAAUGAAAAUUGGGCCUGUAGAUUUUCUGGACAAAGGUAAUGAUUUUUGGUACUUUUCCUGGGUUUGCAUUCAGCAUCUCCCAUUAAAGUGAAAACUAAAUUUAAAGUGUUUUUUUAAACUAGAAGCCAGGCUCACAACCUGUUAAGGAUUAAAGUCACCCGGCCUACUGUACACGUAUGUGAGGAGGUAAUCUCACAGUAAUUUUCAUUUUAAAGUAAAAAAAAACAUUCUGUAAGUGCAUUUGUAAUUCUUGUCAAAGACUUGUUGUUUCUGCUUGUAUGUAAAAUGUCACUUUACUUUAGUUCUGUCUUUAGAGGCAUGUGAAACUGAUACAAGCGUGUGUUUCGUGUCAAAAAGAGUCUUUAUUUUAUUUAUAUCAAAGUGUUUCUCGCUCCGAUGCUUAGCCACAGCGGGAGCAGAGGACAAUGGGACGAAACCAACCGUUCUGAUAAAGCGCAGACUGCAUAUCCAUCCCAACUGUUGACCACAUGCCACCUCUGGGCCUGCGGACCUUAAAUUUGAUUUCUAAUUCUAGCAGCAGUUUAAUUCAUUUCUUCAGAUGGCGUCCACUGUGGGGAAAAUUGAACAGCUUCUCCAAGGCCAAUGUAAUAUGCAUGUCUGUUUAAUUUCACACCGCCGGGAGAAAGAUGAUGCUGUUCAAGUUGUGAUGAACCUUGACUUUAUGAAAUCACCUACUCUGUUGGAGAAGCACCGUGUGAAGUGAUACUUUGCUGUAAUUGAACAUUUACACUUUUUUUAAAAAGGUAGUUUUCUGUGAAGUUAUGCUAUAAAUGAUGGGCUUGACACACUAGGGUUUUGCUAGCAGGCUAGUUUAUUUUAAGAGAAUGUACAUUUUAGACCAAUAUAAGUAAGUGGUGGGCACCAAUAUCAGUUUACAGAAUUCUAAUUAUAAGACUACCAAAGCAAACUUGGUUUGGUUCAUUUGAUUUCUGCUGUCAUUAAAGAGAUAAAAAAAAGUUUUACGUGGUGCUGAAAGCAUCGACAAAUGACAGUUAAUGUAACACUAAUCAAUAUUUUUGUCUAAACAAUGGACUAAAAACUCACCACAGCAAUCAUUUUAUUGCUUUGGUUUAUUCUUACUGCCAUUAUUAACUUUCCAGCCAAAAGAAAACCAAACCCACGAAACCCUCAAAUGACAGACACAAUUAGAGACUAAUUGGAGAACAUGUAUAGAACCUUUUCCAGCUUAAGAGCAAUAUGUUUUCUCAGGAGAUAGUGGAGACCAACAUGAGCUAAAAGCAGAGAGUUACAUUCAUCACUUCAAUGAAAGCAUGAGUCAAAAAUAAUGAUAAUGUUGCUUCGUGUCUGCUGAUUGUGCGAAUAAAAAAAUGAUUGCUUACAUAAAAAGAUUUUAUGGCAAGAAAUACACUAUUAUAAUACAAGGACAAUGUUGUUUUUACAGCUUGUUUGAAAGGGAACCAAGUGACCAAAAACAUCUGACUGCAACUUGCCAAAUCCAGAAGCAAUGUUGCCAAAGAGGUCAGAAAAUAAACGGGUCAGAAGAACAUAUAGGCGUAGAAAGAAGAAAUGUUUGUUUGGUUAUUUUUCAUUUUCUAUGAAGAUUUUGACCUUUUUAGAUCUUGAAGAGCUAAGGGAACAACAUUUUCGUUAAACUAUUCAUAGACAUACAGCUUGGGCACUGGUUCUCAACCUAGGCGUCAGAAUAAAUCUGAGGAGUCACUCGACAAUUGAUAAUAUAAAAAAGAAAAAGGAAAAACAAAAAUCCUAUUUCCACACUGAGGCCAUAACCUUUAAAAAUAGGUACUACGUAGACAUUUUAGGGCUCACAAGCCAACCCACAUGCAAAAAACCGUCCAUUGAAACUAAUCACAAGUUGAGAUAAAGAUAUCUAUCCCCAGAUGGGAAAUGUGGUAGUUGCAGCAGCAGAAAGGCACAAUAAAAAGGGAUAAAUAAAGAAAGUACAAAUAUAAGUAUACUUAGAAUGCAUUCAGGCACAUUUUAAGACAGUAUUACAAGUUAAACUGACAGUGGUUUGAUGAAUAUUUUCACAAUACCACUCAAAGCUAGUGAAAAUCCAUACUGAAAAAAAGAAAAAAUAAGUACUGCAUUGAGACUGUUAGACAGCGGCAAAUCACAGAAAUUAAGUAAGUAAAAUGAAGGGUUCUCUUGGUGUAUUUCACCGAAAUAUCUAAAAUUAAACACAAUCAGAUAAACCUGAGAAUGUGAUGAGUGGGGAAAGCAGAAUUUUCUGAAAUUAGCUGAAAAUCCCAAGCGUCUUCACCUCACAGCGUUCUCUUUAGCACCGGGGGAAAUGGCCUCACACACCUCUUCAGAAAACUAAUAAGCGACAGCAAGUCUCCGGCGACCUCACACUCUCACCAGGCCUCUCUGUAACAGUGUUACUAAUCGACAAUUUCCUCUCCUCUAGUCAGAAAAUGACACAGUUUUGGACAAGACACGCUCAUUUUUUUGCAGGAUGAAAUUGCUGUGGGUUUGCCUCAUUUCAGAAAAUAAUGCAUUCUGCUCAAAUCCAACCCUUUAUAUAAUUCAGCCUGAGAGAGACUCCAGUGCUUGAGGGUGGACCUGUGGCUGCUUCAGCUUUACUUUGAGACAAACCUGACCCUGUUCAGUAAGUCAUGAUCAGAACUUGUGGUGUGUGAAAUGACUUGAGCAUAACUCAUCUGAAGCACUUGUGUGAUGCAUGCAUGUAACUAGAAAUACAAUUUAAAAAAGAAAAGUUGUCAUGACUUGCUGACCAGCUUUACAGGCCCAGGUGACGCCUGUUAACCUGGUAUUUUUAUUAAAGUGAAUUAUCUGUACAGUAACUGACAAUAUGUUGGAUGUUCCUGGUCUGUGCUUCUUUCUUUUUGAUAAUCCUGAGGAAAGAUGGAUCAUCCUGUAUUACUAACUACUGUAUUUCCAGCAGGCAUGAGUCAAAAUGCGGUUGAAAAUUAUCCAAAAUAAGAAAUUGUGUCCCAAAAGCACAAAUCCAACCACAAUGAAAAAAAAGAAAAUAAUAAUUAUACAUUUUGACCAAUGUCUACAGUAGUCUGGUUGUUGACUCUUGUUUUGAGUAUUUCUUAAAUGUAAAAUGAAUGCUUCAUUACAAAUGUUUGACAAAAUAAAAACUGGAAAUGUAAA
Messenger RNA from Notothenia coriiceps (black rockcod), 4897 nucleotides. RefSeq names its product C1q and TNF related 4 (gene c1qtnf4). The record is from RefSeq and is a predicted model, not a curated record. NCBI's taxonomy places the organism in Eukaryota, Metazoa, Chordata, Actinopteri, Perciformes, Nototheniidae. The coding region runs from base 4 to 1185 and encodes 393 amino acids. The transcript has 2 exons. Gene Ontology annotation, molecular function: protein binding.